Molecule: messenger RNA, 465 nt
Organism: Trichobilharzia regenti
Lineage: Eukaryota; Metazoa; Platyhelminthes; Trematoda; Strigeidida; Schistosomatidae
Source: the annotation of a GenBank genome assembly
GGUCAAUCACAUGUUCUAAUUUUUCACCAAUCAAGUGAGGAUAGAGACUAUUUUGAUUGGUUAUUAUUUUUAACCUUGAGAAAACAAUGAAUAAAUCAAUAGGAGGAAUCUAGUCUUUCUUUAUAUGACUAAGGCAAUGCUUAUAAGAGACGUUAUAACACUGUAACUUGUGCGCGCCUUUAAUAUCACAAAAUGGUAUCUUCACUACUGGCUAAAGUUGGAACUUGUGUUGUUCAGUCUGCACUUGGUUCACAAACAGUGACUUUGGAUAGCUUUUGGCGGGAUCAGGCAUGUAUUAUCACAUUUUUUCGUCGUAUGGGAUGUAAAUUUUGUCGGCUGGAGGCUAAAAAUUUAAGUCAACUGAAACCUGCACUAGAUGCACGUAAUAUUAAACUCAUUGGAAUUACAUUUGAUAAAGAUGGUGUACAAGAAUUUCUUGAUGGACAUUAUUUUGAUGGAGGUUAG